This is a messenger RNA of Athalia rosae (coleseed sawfly), 1247 nucleotides long. RefSeq names its product distal membrane-arm assembly complex protein 2. Lineage: Eukaryota; Metazoa; Arthropoda; Insecta; Hymenoptera; Athaliidae. The coding region runs from base 215 to 1075 and encodes 286 amino acids. The transcript has a single exon. The record is from RefSeq and is a predicted model, not a curated record.
UGUAAUGUCCCAUGGGAGAGGACAUGAGGACGAUUUUCCUAUUUCAACCCAAGUUCCCACAACUUUUUGGUACUGAAUUUCAUUUUAACGUACGGUUAUAAGGUGCUCUUCACACGAAAUAAUCGUAACAAAUCUUCGAUUUCUGAAGAAUAUUUGCGAACCCGUUGUGACACCCCAUCGUUUUUACUUCGGGCCUUCAAAAAGCGGCAGCAACAUGCUUAGCAGACGUCUCUGGAGUAUGCAAUUGACAUUACUAUGGUCAGGAACAAAUAAUGCUGCGAAUUUCAAAGGAUCAAGGUUCUCGAGUCGAUAUACUGUACAGGAAGAUCAGAGUGAUUCUGAGGAUGAACCACGUCGUCAAUUGAAAAAGUGGCGGAGGGAAUGGGACAAUGGACAAGUCAAGUUGGCGACUAAGUUUAAGGUGUUCGAUCGUGGGUUGAAGCGACCAUCGUUGUCCUGGAGAUUAUGGCUGAACGAACCCUGGGAUCUAAGAAUUAAAACUAUUAAAAAGUGGGCAGACGAGAAAACUAGAGAAGUAGCAAUACAUGAUCAAAGGUUCAUUCCAGAAAGGCACAAAAUUCUUGGAUCGAAUUUAGCCUGUGCUCAUUUUCUUGUCUGUCGUGGUGCCAAAGUUAAGUUUGUAGGGCGCCCUGAAUGGGUUGAAAAAGAUAAAGACGGCAAUUAUGACUUGCCAUCAAAAUAUAUCCUUAAUUACGUAAUCGAGGCUAUAGACUUGAAUGGAAUAAAUUUAUACUAUGAGGGACUGGAAAACAUGAUGCAUCUCAAUGAAUUAAAAUGGCUCAGCUUUAAGGGCUGCAAACCAAUCGAUGAUUGGUGUCUAGAUAAGAUAUCAAUCCAGUAUCCAAACCUGGAGUAUCUGGAUAUCUCAAAUUGUGUCAAUGUAUCCGAAAGAGGACUUGAAGCACUCUAUAGAAUGACAUCACUUCGGACUCUGGUUGUGACAAACAACCUCAAUUCUGUCGCCUUUGAAUUAACCUGUAUGAUGUUGGAAGAUGUUCUCCCUAAUUUGAAGUGCGAUAUAAAACUUCCAGAAGAACAAGUUGCAAAAACAUAAAUGUGAUAGUAUCCGAAACUCAGAACAAUCAUGUAGUUCAUGUAUGAACAAGUUCUGGUAUUGAUAUAAUGUUUGUUUAGAUGAGCAUAUUGUAUAUUGUAUACCUAAGUUUUAACUCCUUUAUUCUUUUCUCUUCUCUUUUUGGCAUAAUAUAGUUCGACUUUGUUAGUUA